Phalaenopsis equestris is the source of this 1171-nucleotide messenger RNA. Its product is annotated as PRA1 family protein F3-like. NCBI's taxonomy places the organism in Eukaryota, Viridiplantae, Streptophyta, Magnoliopsida, Asparagales, Orchidaceae. Bases 210 to 803 code for a protein of 197 amino acids. Gene Ontology annotation, cellular component: Golgi apparatus; endoplasmic reticulum. The transcript has a single exon. The record is from RefSeq and is a predicted model, not a curated record. Gene Ontology annotation, biological process: vesicle-mediated transport.
GUUUUUGCUCUGUUCUGUUCUCGUCGGCUCAGCUCAACCCCAACAGAGAAACCAGAAAGCGAAGGAUUAGGGUCUCUCCAGCCUAUCGAACGCUCUCUUCCACAUCGAUCGACAGCCAGAUCCAGGAUUAGGUUGGGUUUUCUCUCUUCCUCAUUCGCUUUUCUUCCUCUCCUCUUCAUCCCAGUCAGCCCUAGGGUUUGGAUUCCGAUAUGCCUAGCUAUGGCACUAUCGAGACUGCGCCAUGGCCGGAGCCGGGGGCCUCAACCUCCCGCACCGGCGAUAUUUUUUCCCGAGCUAAGGAACGCAGUAAGGCACUGAUCGCUACUCGCCGGCCAUGGCGGGAGCUCGCCGACCCAUCGACCUUUGCUUGGCUCCAUUCUUACAGCGAUGCCAUGACACGCUUCCGCUGCAACCUCUCUUACUUCAGCGUCAACUACGCUAUUAUUGUCCUACUUGUGCUAUUCCUCAGCCUCCUGUGGCAUCCGAUCUCCAUGAUCGUCUUCAUCGCCGUGUUCGUCGCCUGGUUUUUCCUUUAUUUCUUCCGCGAUGAACCGCUAGUCCUCUUCCGCCUCACCAUUGACGAUCGUCCUGUUCUCGCCACGCUAUCCGUCGUCACAGUGGUGGCUCUGGUCUUCACUGGUGUUGGCCUCAAUGUUCUCGUUUCGCUGAUCGUAGGGCUCGUGCUGGUUGGUUUGCAUGCCAUAUUUCGGGCUACAGAUGAUCACUUUUUGGAUGAGCAAGAAGCUGAGAAUAGGGGUUUGUUAUCUGUGGUUGGGAGCACCAUAGGCCAGAACUAUGCUUGAGGAAUUUGAAUGUUCUUUUUAUAUUUGGUAGAGGAUGGAUUACGAUUGAUUCGUUGAUGUUAGAAGUCGGCCAUGUUGUUUGCUUCAGAGUUGAGGCCCUGGAAUGGUUCUGUUUGCUUCACUGGGAAAACCACAGGCUAAAAGGUGAUUUCUUGCGCCAGUUCAUCCAGAUCAUGUUCUGUUUUGUAUCAAAAUAAGUUUGUAUUUUUCUUUAGUCUAACAUAUCUUUGUUGGACGUGCCAUCUUUUUGGGGGCUUUAGAAAUGCUUUUUGUAUUUGUCUAUUUUGUUGACCGCUCACCACAAAACACACCUUGAUGCUUUUUGUCCUUGUUUGUCAUUAAAUUCUACAUAAAGUUGAGUGCAUUAU